AUGACAAUAAAAGAAGAUAGUGUAAUAUUAUACUUUGAUGAAGAUAAUAUAGAAUUAGUAAAACUGAAAAAAGAUGAGAUAACAAUAAAUAAAAAAGGAACAUUUCUUCAUAAUGAUAUUAUAGGUAAGGAGUAUGGAAGUAAAAUAUUUGAUACACUAAAUAAAAAUUUUAUUUAUGUAUUAAAAAGAUCACCCGAAUUAAUUGCUUUAAGUUUAAAAAAAACAACUCAAACUUUAUAUGAACAUGACAUAUCUUUUAUUUGUUUACUAUGUAAUGCAUUACCAAAUAAGAAAAUUUUAGAAGCAGGUACAGGUUCAGGUUGUUUAACAUAUGCCUUAGCUAAUUGUGUUUUACCUCAUGGUAAAAUUUAUACUUUUGAAUAUAAUGAAGAAAGAUAUAAAGAAGUAAAAAAAGAAUUUGAAAAUUUUGAUAAUGUAAAAAAUAACAUAAAUUUUUAUCACAAAGAUAUUAUUAAUAGUGAUUUUGAGGAUUUUAUAUGUGAUAUAGAUUCCGUUUUUCUUGAUAUGCCUAAUCCUUGGUUAUGUGUUGAAAAGAUAAAAAAAGUUUUAAAAGAGAGAGGUAUUUUUGUUAUUUUUUUGCCUUCUAUUGAACAAGUUCAUAAAGUAAUUGAUUCUUUAGAAUAUCAUUCUUUUUGUGAAAUUAUUACGUAUGAAUUAAUAAAUAAAUCAUGGCAAAUUAUGUUUCCUAAAAAUAGAAAGAAUAUUAAAAACGAAAAUGAAACAACUGAUGUUAAUAAUCAAUCUACAUCUACUAAGGGUUAUUAUAUAAAUUCCUUAAUACCAAAUUAUAGAUUAUUUCAAAAAGAAAAUAAAACACAUACCGGAUAUUUAACAGUAGCAAAAAAGCCAUUAGAUGAUGAAAAUGAUCAAAUUGAUAUUGAGUUUAAAAAUAUUAUAGAAUAA
Molecule: messenger RNA, 924 nt
Organism: Plasmodium gallinaceum
Lineage: Eukaryota; Apicomplexa; Aconoidasida; Haemosporida; Plasmodiidae
Product: tRNA (adenine(58)-N(1))-methyltransferase catalytic subunit TRM61, putative
Exons: 1
Coding region: 1-924 (307 amino acids)
Biological process (GO): tRNA methylation
Cellular component (GO): nucleus; tRNA (m1A) methyltransferase complex
Source: RefSeq, a predicted model, not a curated record